AUGGGUCACUUUGGACUGAAUCAUCUCAUCCGGGAGAAACUCUUGAGAAGUAUCAACGGGACACAUGUCGCUAACCCAUUGAACCGGCUCGAUUUGUGUUUGGCGAAACCAGAUAUGUUCUUCGUCGACGUCGUUGAUUCUCGUCGCUGGAUCUUGAGGAUCCUCAUAUUUUCUCAUAUGUCUAUCAAAAGCUCGAAUCCUUUGCAAAGCUCAUCGAUUAGACAUUCUCCUCCAAGAUUUCCGGCCAUCGUUGGGAAGAAAUCGUGGAAAUUGGGUUAUAGAUUUUGCUGGGUUUGUCUUGUUGAUGAUUUAGGAGAAGUCAUUCGAAGAAAGAUUUGA
Messenger RNA from Arabis nemorensis, 339 nucleotides. Lineage: Eukaryota; Viridiplantae; Streptophyta; Magnoliopsida; Brassicales; Brassicaceae. The record is from the annotation of a GenBank genome assembly.